AUGUGUAUUGCCAAUCGCGACAACGCUACUGAGAAAGACGGCAACCCGAUUAUAUGGAGAAAGUCGAGUAUCGUCGAAGUGGGGUACUGCCGCCAAAAAUCAACAGCAUCGAUAGCACGCCAUUACAAACCGCGUCUGUCCCUACAGGACAUAUCUCCUCACGACCGCCAUCAGGACCGCCGUUUCUACCGUCUCCGUAGUCACUUCAGUCGCCGGCCAAUUUACCAUUGCCACUUUUACACUCGCGUCAACUUCAGCUGCCGGUGUUCAAUCAUCCAUCUGAGGAGUUCCUGGAUUGCCGAUUCGGAAUCUGUGGUCACGAAAGUUGAGGACGAAGGUGAUUUCCAUGCGGAUGCCCGGCUAACACUCAAACCGCAACAGACUUUUCGCGCUAUUGGUGGACUUGUGGAAGUUGCACUCGCUACUCCAAUAUCACGACUUGUCCAGAUAAACACACCUGAGGAUUAUGUAGACGACGGUCCCAGCUUGCAAACACUUCAUUUCCUUGCUAUCUUGAAGAACGAGACCUCCAACCAACAUUUUUUGUGA
Guyanagaster necrorhizus is the source of this 549-nucleotide messenger RNA. RefSeq lists its product as uncharacterized. The transcript has 4 exons. Lineage: Eukaryota; Fungi; Basidiomycota; Agaricomycetes; Agaricales; Physalacriaceae. The record is from RefSeq and is a predicted model, not a curated record. Bases 1 to 549 code for a protein of 182 amino acids.